Molecule: messenger RNA, 1326 nt
Organism: Physella acuta
Lineage: Eukaryota; Metazoa; Mollusca; Gastropoda; Physidae
Product: carbohydrate sulfotransferase 8-like
Biological process (GO): carbohydrate biosynthetic process
Cellular component (GO): membrane
Molecular function (GO): sulfotransferase activity
Source: RefSeq, a predicted model, not a curated record
ACCGAGAACUCACACGCUAGGCCGGAGAUUGACGUUAAAUUUGUAGUCAACUGUUAUUUGGUGGUUGGUGUUUUUUUACAGGUUUUUAUUCGUGUGGUAUAUUUAUUGUAUUUCAUUUUAUUCAGGAAAUUUUCCGGCAUGGCUUGGAGAAUGGCGAGACGCCGAAUGGCUAAAUUCAAAUGUCUCAUGACUUCCUGUCUGAUGUGUGGAUUCCUCUUGCUCGGGACGAUACUUUUUUUACAUUUUCGCUUACCAAAAGAUUCAAUACUAAAGAUAAAUUCCUUGGAAAGCUUCUCAUCUCCGGACACGAUUGAGGAUAUUUUCCAAAACCGGAAGUUAAGCGCUCACCAUGCGUGUGAGUCCCACUGGGCCUUGAACUUGGGAACCAACGUGAGCGCCUGGUCGAUCUUCUACGACAGCCGGAUGAGCAUGGUGUACUGUCAUGUGGCCAAGGCCGGAUGCACGUUCUGGGCACGUGUUUUUAACUUCCUCAACCAGACGGAGUGGAGCCGAAAGUUCCAAUCGCCGUUUGACAUCAAGCGGAUAGACGUUCACAACAGGUCGUUGACCCCGAUUCGAACCUGGGCCGAGGUUAAACCGCAACUUCCGGUGACGUCUAAGAAGUUAAUGUUCGCCAGAGAUCCCUACGCGCGAUUGUGGAGCGUUUACUUGGAUAAAUACUACUUACCAGAUUUUUGGGAGCGGUUGGAAUUCUCCUCCAAUAUCUGCCACAACAACGUCACUUUCACGCAGUUCCUGGCGUUCGCGAUGACGUCAGACGACAACCACAUGAGCACGGUGGCUGCCGCUUGCAACCCGUGCGAGUUCAACCCGGACUUCAUCGGAAAGAUGGAAACGUUUUCGCGAGAUGCGCAAGAAAUUUUAAAACGUUUCAACUACAGCUGGCUUUUAGACGGCCUCGACUUUGUCAAUUUUACUGUGAUAGAAAUCGAGUCAAUACUUUCAAACUAUUACCAGCUAUACAGAGACAACUCUCUCCAUAAAUGUUUAUCACAGAAAGACUUAUCCAGAAGAUUGUGGAAAGUUUUUCAAACCAACGGUCAUAUUAGACCGACUUUCCUUUUCCCCGAAGAUCUAGAUGAUUAUUCUGAACACAAAAUUUUAACGCUAUUAACAAAAAGUGUGAGAUCGAAUCCGCUCAGGGAAGAGGACGCCAUCAAACAAAAAAGAUCGUAUCUCAUUGAAGCGUACAGCAGUGUACCUGUAGAGUACAUUAAAGCGAUUCAAGAAAAAUUUAGAGUUGAUUUCGAGAUGUUUAAUUACGAUGUGAACCCUCCGAAGUCAAUAAAUAGUGAUGUUUUUUAA